AUGUUUAAAACCGCCGCUCAGAUUGCUGGCGGAGAGCCUGAGGAGCAUCCUGGCUCAAGCCUUUUUGUUUCUGCAGCCAAUUGCUUUACUGACGAGGCAGAUAGAAAGGGUGUGGAUGGCUUUCUGUCAACUCUGCAGGUGACAGGCUCUGUAGAGCCUACAUCCAAGCAGGCACCCAUGGUCAAAUUAAAGCCUGCCUCAGUUAAUCAGGGGCCUACUAAGGCUGCUGUGCAGUGCAGUCCUGUUAAGAGACUCGCAACCUCUGUUGACAGUGUUCCUCCCUCAGUUGUCCGCUUGCUAGGCGCAGUAAGGGAGCGCCUUUCAAACAAUAUAUGGCAAUGUCGAAGCAUUGAUCUAAGCACAUACAGGACCAAUUUGCACAUCCUUCCACUCCGACAGCUCAGGUCCAAUGGUCAGGAUGCAUUGUCUGCACAAAAAAGCCCCGCUGAGCUACUUCGUGACCAUGCACUUUCCAUUCCGAAACUUUCUAGCUCUAUUUCUAGCUCCAUGCGCCACAGCUCUACUGACGGUAUUGAUCCUCAGGUGCUUCAACUAUGGGACCUUCUAGUUACUAAUAAAAUAUACAACUGUCUGGGGACUAGUUUAAUCAAUUGUGACGGCAAAAAAUGUCAAUCUACCGUUCAUACAUUAAUAAAAUUACUAGAUUGCAACGACGUAUAUUUUGACAUGAUAAAAUUCACCCACAGGCUUCUAUUGCACCAACACCUUCUUCAGUCCUUACCCUCACACAACUCUCACACCUUGUUCCCAUCUCCCCUGAUUCCUCCCCACAUCUUACUUAGAGCGCUAAUGUCAACUCGCGAGCAGCGUCCAAUUUCUCUAGAACUGCUUAUUCCCUGCUUUGUGCGUCUCUUAAUAGCUUACAAAUCUCAUUCUCUUCUCUACAAUCCUUAUUCAGAUGCCCUCAUUGGGAAGCAGAAGGCUCUUUUACGGCACAAGGAGCUCGGAAGCCCAAAGUUCUGCACUUACAUACCUUCACGGAUGGAACCACGAGCCUUUGAGCAGUUAUCGAUAAUACACGGUGCUACCGUAUUUCCGGCAUUUGAUGCUGUCUCAGAUGAUAGAGACUCCUUCUCGAUGCUCUACGACUCUUCUCGCGAGUACGAACUCCAUCGGCUAGCAUUUCUUGCAGGAACCCUUGCAGAGGACUUUAGCGUUUGCAAGGCUGUUGCGUUUGCUGCAGCGGAUAACACGCUGUUGAUGCACCGGGAUGACGAAGUAAUAACUGGCUGUACGAUGUAUAAAUUAGAUGCUGAGCUUUUUGCUCACACGUCUUCGGGUACUCUAGAGGAUAACAAAUUGGCAGGCAUGAUAGUGCUGCCCUACUCUCACGAAUUGGAGGAGCUGAUCUUUUGUGGCUCACAAUUCUAUGACUCCACUAUCACAGGAUCCGACGACACUAAUUUCUACUACAAUCCGACCAUCUCCCAGCACAUCGACCUCAUCACUCUUCUUUACACUGAGAUGUGUCGAUAUGCAGACGGUGCCUUAACCACCAACAGGCUAUACCUUAUUUUAAUCGCCUUAGGACUAAACCCAACUCUUGCAGGAUAUGAGUGGUUCCUCCUCCAAUAUCAACUUUCAAUCUUCAGACUGGCCAAAACACAGAUAACGAUCAUCAAUAUUGCAAGGCCAGGUCCAAGAGAUCCCAUCAAGAGCGUCAUCAAUCCAUAUACUGUCCUUAUUCACUGUAUGCUAAAAUACAAAUUGGAGUUUGAUUCCGAUUUUGUUCCGCUUUUAAAACGAAUUCAUCGGCAGGACAUCGCCGCCAACUCCUGCACAGGAAUUUACUUAAUCGUUGAUACUCGCAUGUCUCAGCCAGAUACAUCUCGAGAGGCUAGUUCAAGGCCUUAUGCGCCUACCACUCUGAAUCCUGGCAUAAAUUCCACCGGAGUUGUAGUAGCAGAAACAACACCACCAAUCAAAUCGCAGGAGAAGGCAGUGUGCCAUAAGAAUAGUGCCUCAGCGGAGCCGCUGGAGAUGCUUGUCACAGACGGAUUUUAUCUUGUUAAGGCCUCGGUCGAUCCUUUGCUUUUCAACUUUUUAACUAAGAAUAAGAUAUCUCUUUACAAACACGAAAAGAUACUGGUAUCACUCCCGCAGACUAUCAACUUUGGAUCAGCUCAGGAGCCACCCAUUCGAGCUGAUUGGGGCACAGAAGGGGCACUUGUAUUGACAUAUUACAAUACUCGGCCAGCUCCGCGAUCGUGUUUUCUAGGCCGUUUUCAUAGACCAUUUAUUUCUAUGUCUCUUUCACAUGCUGUAAGCUAUGCUCUGGAGACGAGACUAUGCAGUCAUCAAGCAAGCAACUCCAAUUUGGUUCCGCACAUGUCAGCACUUGUUCUCAAAGUGUUUGACCCAACCAUUGUUAUAAAGAAGGUCCAGGAGCAAGCAGCUGCUGGCUCUGAAGCUACUGUGGAGAAGGAGACCAGGUCGUAUUGCUAUAGGCGUGCACUCGUGAUAGACCCGAGUUGCAUCGACAUAGACGCCAUCUCAAAGUUCUCGAAAGACUUGGAAUCAUCGUCGUCAAGCCUUCCACAGUUUCCAUGUCUUUUUCUGCAUCAGUUUGGGUCCAAAGCCAGUGUUAUGGAGUCUUUCGAGCCAGGCCUUCAGAUAGAACUUAUUUCUACCGAAAUUAAACGGUAUAGCCCCCAUGGUAGAGGGACUGAAGGAGCUCCAUCGGGAUCCUAUCUGCAACUAUCCCCCUCGGCUAUCAUCUGCUCUCAACCUGCUAAUACCUCUACUUCCCGUGAGCUGCACAGUGCCCUCAACAGCUGCUAUCAAAAUUACCUCUUUUUCGUUCACAACACAGUAGGCGGAUUGGAACUACUUUGUGACCAUACCGUCUUCUUUUACUGCCUCGGUACCAGUGCAACCAUACCUCCCAUGUAUUGUUUCCGGUUAAGCGAUGACAGCUCCCGCAUAUUUGACCUCAUCGAAGUGAUUCAAAGUACAAAUAUGAGUACUAUCUUCGUCCACUCUAUCAAGGAGCAGACAUCGGAGAAUGAGGCCAUCGAGUUUCGAACUUCUCCUAGAAAGCUAGCAAAGCUCACAAUAAAGGCAGCCAUCCUCCAAGACAAGGGAAAUGGGAAGUACAGAUUGGUCUGUCCCGAUGAAGCGGUCAUAAAAACAACAGGAGAUUUAUUUUUCUAUGAGAAUGAAGAGCAAACUAAUAUGUACGUUCAAAUACUUGAGGAAAGCAUUCGCAAAUACCUCUGA
Molecule: messenger RNA, 3240 nt
Organism: Giardia duodenalis
Lineage: Eukaryota; Fornicata; Diplomonadida; Hexamitidae
Exons: 1
Coding region: 1-3240 (1079 amino acids)
Biological process (GO): double-strand break repair via homologous recombination
Source: RefSeq, a predicted model, not a curated record